AUGUCUAACAUACAAAGUGGCGACGCCACGCCACGAGGCGUCGGCGUCAGCACCGCGAGCCACCAGCCAAUCCACUCGCUGCCACAAGUCGGCAGCGGAUUUCCCAACUUCAUGAGUCAGGGGUCUAUGGUUGGAGCCCCUUAUGCUUUCGGAAGCGGCCAGGGAAGUGAUGGAACAGCAACACCCAAUCCAAGCUGCGGGCCAUGCUGCUAUGCGGAACCCCCGCCGGCCCACCAGGCAAACCAUGGUUUAUGGACGUGGAGUAGGGACGGUCGCCUUAAAUUGACUUGCGAGCAGCCUAUUGUGCCUGUUCCAGUCAUUCAGGAGAUCCACAGGCGCGACAAGAUUAUUGAAGUGCCUCAAGUAGACGUUGUGGAUGCAGUGAAGCCACGGGUGUACAACCAGGGAGUGGAACACGAAGUCCCAAAAAUGCGCAUCGACGCUCAGCCGGUCAACAUUGAAAUACCAAAGUACAAGUAUGUUGAAAGAGAAGUUCUGGUGCCGAUCGUCACUGGGUACACUCACAAGUUUGUUCCCAAAUGGGAAAUAAGGGAAGUGCCUCGCCCGGUGGUGAAGUAUGUGGGGGAACAACAGACAAUCGAAGUUGAAGUCCCCCAGGUGAAGUUUGUUGACAGAAUUGUGGAGAAAGAAAUAGUGGUAGAUACAAUCGAAAAGAAGGUACCCAAGAUUAUCGAAGUCCCGAAGUAUGUAGACACAGUGAAGUACGUGUGGAAACCGGUGGAAAAGAUCGUUCAUGUCGAGCGAUUCGUACCAAAGUUCGACGUCUCUCUUGAGUGCCCUGCUCCUCUUAUUGUUCCAUAUCCCGUCCAGAAGGUUACGGAAAUGCCUGCAGUUAUGGUGCGCAAGAACCCAGCAGAGAUUCAAGAGACAGAAGUUGAAGUUGUGUCUCCAGAGGGAACUGUCCGGGUUCCCGAAGAGUACAUUCGCGAGUACAGAAAGACCAAAGGUCAAGAUGCAGGUCUUUUGUGCCAAACAAUGGAAUGCUGUGGCGCUGAUAGAGAAGACGAAGUGGUAUUUUCCCAAGGUGACCUCAGUUGGAUGCAAAGGCAGCACGAACAUGAGCUCAGCGCAGACCAAGAACCGGAACUAUCACGGGAAUCUGCAAGAAGUAGUCAAACGGGGGCAAUUUUGACGAGACAGCAGCGUAGCGAUAUCUCUGAAGGCCGUAGCUGCAGCGGAGAGAGCGAAGAAGCGCAGUGA
This is a messenger RNA of Eimeria necatrix, 1221 nucleotides long. RefSeq lists its product as hypothetical. The coding region runs from base 1 to 1221 and encodes 406 amino acids. The transcript has a single exon. Lineage: Eukaryota; Apicomplexa; Conoidasida; Eucoccidiorida; Eimeriidae. The record is from RefSeq and is a predicted model, not a curated record.